AUGGAGGAGGAAAAAAAGUCUCGUGUGAGGGCUGCGGCUGUUCCGCUGCCACUUCCACUGGAGACUAUUGCGAAUAGUAACAGUGAUCUCAUCUCCAUCUUAUCACCAUCCGGCCCUCUGCAGACCCCAAGGGCCCCGUCUAUCACCCGUGGGGGGGAAAUUGAUAUGGACGAGGAUGAUGGCUACAAGAGCUCUAAUGAACAAUCCCCAAAGCAUAGCAGUAGUGGAAGUUGUGGGGAAAGACCUGAAAGUGCGGAGAGCAGUCAGAAGCGCAACAACAGCAACAGCAGUAAUAAUAAUAAUAAUAAUAAUAAUAAUAGUAAUAGUAAUAAUACUAAUAAUAAUGAUGAUGGGACGGGGAGCAGCAGUGAAAGUGACAGUAGUACUGUUGGGAACGGCGAUAUCGCAGGGCGGGGCACAAUAACUCCUUCACGAGGCCGUGAAGGGAUGACGAGUGUCAAGGAGCAUGAUGCCCAUUUCCAUACUAAUACUAAUAGAACUAAUAAUAAUAAUAAUGAGGAUAAUGGUUGUGGGCGAACACUACGUGCUGAGCGUGGUGUUCCUGUUGCUGCUGACAAGUCAUCCUAUCAUAUAACGGUGAGUCCUACAAAAUGUGCCACUCCUGCCGCUGAGGAGGAUCUGCAGAGAGAAAUUCUCUCCAUGGCAGAAACACUACGCUGGCAAUGGGGCGGUGGAAGCUGCAGUAGCAGUAGUAGUAGCACUCAUAAUAAUAACAAUAAUAAUAAUAAUAAUACUAAUGAUAAUGAUAAUGAGAAUAAUAAGUAUACGAAUAAGUGUAACAGUGAUGAUAAUGAGAAUAGUAAUAGUAAUAAGGAUACUGGAAAGGAGAUGUCAUCAUCGCGUGAGGACCUGCGCGAUACAUCUGGUCCCUCUGCAGAUCACCACCCACUCCCAACAUACAACAGCGAUUAUCCCAGCAGUCCGGCAUUCAAAAAACCAUCACGACUACUACAAUUACAAUUACAAUUACUACAAGAACAACAACAACAACAAGAAGAAGAACAAGAACGACAACAAUUACAACCUCUCCAACUACUACAAGGACCACCACUCCCACUCCCACUCCCACUCCCACCAGUAGCAGCUGCAGUCCCGUAUCAAUUGGACGAAAAGGAGGAGAAGGAGGAAGGAGAAGAAAAAGAAAAAGGCAAUAUAUCGCCGGUAUCUAAAUAUCUCCUUCACCACUCCGGCCGUGCAGGCGGUGGACGCCGUGCGGUCUGUCGUCGUCGUGUUCGCGGUGGUCGGCCGACAACUGUUUCUGGUCUUCUCGGUGCUGGUGGGAGUGGCGCCACGACUGUGGCCCUUCACAAUAGAGGCAGUGCGGCAGUGGCGGGUGCGGCGGCCUCCAGUAGUGCCUCUAUUGGCGGACAUCAUGUCACUAUCCAGAGAGAUGGAGUGUUUAUGAAAGAGUCGUGUUCGCGUCGGGAGGAGGAGUUUUAUGAGAAGGUGAGGCCCGUGCAGGAGUAUGUGCGCUGCCAUACACCCCUGUUGGCCUCUCUCUACUCGUAUCAUGAUGAUGAUUACGAGGAGGAGGAGGAGGAGGAGGAGGAUUAUGAUGGGAGUGGUACUAAUACUACUAUUACUACUACUACUACUACUACUAAUAGGAAGAAUAAUAAUGGGAAAGAAGAAGAAGAAGAAGAAGAAGAAAAUGAGGAAAGAGAAGGUGGUAUGGAUGAGAAUAAGGAAAGGGAUGAGAAUAGUGAUUAUAAUAACGCAGAUGGCACUGUAAAGAGAAAUAAUUAUAAGAUGUUAUGGCGUCAUUGGAGAAAACAACAACUACGACGAUGGUUCACUGGUGUACCUGCCUUCUCUGUGGAAGGUAUCAGUACAGUCCAUCGCAACAGAAGUGCCAGUAUCGGUAGUAUGAAUUAUUGUAGUAAUAAUAAUAAUAAUAAUAAUAAUAAUAAUAAUAGUAGUAAUAAUAAUACGAGUUAUAAUGGUAGUGCUGAUGGGGGUGGAAUGGAUAGCCAUUAUCGUCCUCAUCAUUAUCAUCAUCAUCAUCAUCAUUAUCAUCACAACAGUAAAGGAAGAAGUAAGAAGACUGAAUCUGAACAGCAUGAUGGUCAACGCUGGUAUGUUUUGCUUCAACUCAUUCCAUUUAUUCCACGUUUUAUUGGACUCUGUCGAAUGACAGUAACUGCAGAUAGUGGUAGUGGUAGUGCUGCUGUUGUUAGUAAUACCAAUACCAAUAAAAAUACUACCCUUCCUAAUACUACUACUACUAAUACUACUAGUAGUAGUGGUAGUACGAAUACAGAUACGAAUAAUAUGAAUAGUAACAACAAUGCCAACAACAGCAGUGGUGAACCAGGCCCGCCGGCUACGAAUGCACUCAUGGAUGGAAAAACAACAUCCACCCCAACAGCCGUCCCAACAUGUAAAGACGGAGAUGCUUUAGCCAUCAGUGGCGGUGGUGGUCCUCCUCCUCCUACUACUACUAAUAUGAAUAGUAAUACUAAUAGUAAGACUGUACGUCAGAUGAUUGUAUUGGAGGAUCUCUGUAGUGGUUUUACCCAUCCGUGUAUUCUCGAUAUCAAGAUGGGCAGUCGCCAGUAUGGACUAAACCCAAGCGAGGCAAAACUGCGUAGUAAAGAACGCAAAGCCGCACAGUCCACCUCUAUGCAGUAUGGAGUGCGAUUGGCUGGAAUGAAGCGUUGGUGUGCAGAUACUCAACAGUACGAAACUCAAUCUAAAAUCGCUGGUCGUUAUUUAACAUUAGAUGAAUUGCGGGAAACCGUAGCCCGCUUUACACAACACAGUCAACAAUUACGAUUAUCCUUUCGAGCCCAACUCCGACGAUUACGACGGGUAUUUCAACAACAACAGGUAUUUCGUUUCUAUACCUCUUCCCUGUUGUUUAUAUAUGAUGCCGAUAGACCGCUACUCUCUGCCCGGGUGGUGAUGGUUGACUUUGCCUUCACGUACGAACGGGAGGAACUGCGGCGGGGCGGCGAUCCCGACGCGGCGGAUGAAAAAGACGUUGGAUACAUCAAAGCACUCAACACCAUGAUUGCCAUUCUCUCAUAA
Messenger RNA from Trypanosoma theileri, 3051 nucleotides. Its product is annotated as putative inositol polyphosphate kinase-like protein. Bases 1 to 3051 code for a protein of 1016 amino acids. NCBI's taxonomy places the organism in Eukaryota, Euglenozoa, Kinetoplastea, Trypanosomatida, Trypanosomatidae. Gene Ontology annotation, molecular function: inositol hexakisphosphate kinase activity. Gene Ontology annotation, cellular component: cytoplasm; nucleus. Gene Ontology annotation, biological process: phosphatidylinositol phosphate biosynthetic process; inositol phosphate biosynthetic process. The transcript has a single exon. The record is from RefSeq and is a predicted model, not a curated record.